UGAAUAAACCCCUCGAAUAUGUAAAUUUUGCACAUGGCCCAAAAAGCUUGAACAACUUGCAAUUAGACCCCGUGUUGGAUAUUAUAAACAGGGAUGUAAGUGCUCACUUUCUAAACCUUAGGGGCUAAAUCGAUCGCUAUUACACUUCACGCAAGUUUACUCGUCAUUGGUUUUUUUCAGCUACUACCCAGCAGUAGUACUAUUCCGGUCACAGCAAUGGAGUCCAAAGUCCUCCCAAUUACUCCGGCGCCGUUUCCGUCACUUUCUGCCUUUACGGCUUCCUCCGAUGAAGCCACGAACUGGAAUAUUCAAAGUCCGGCUGCAAAAUCGCCGGCGCCACCAACAACGCCAUCGACGCCGUCAUCCUUUCAAGAUAUACGGCGAUGGAGACCAGCGGCGCAACGAAACCUGAGAAACCAGUGGUCGAAGUUGUCUUCUCUUCGAACGCAAUGGCUUUCUUUAUCCUCCACUGCUCGAUCACACGCCACUUAUGUUGUAAAUUCUUAUCUCUCCCAAAGAUAUAUGGAUGCAAUGGAGUUAGGUGUAUUGACAGAGAUGCCUGAUAUACGUAAAAAAGCACGUAGGAAAUUGUUCAAGCAGCAGGAGGCUAAUAGGAGUAAGCUCUUGUCAUCUUACAAAGAUAUGGUUGCUGUUGUAACUCAGAUGGUCAAUGUUUCUAAAUCAAUGAGGUGUUAUCUCAAAGGAGCAAGUGGCACCCCACUUACUGAGUUUUCUUGCUUCCCUGGACACCUGAAUGACACUGGUGAUUGUGAUGGGAUUCCUGUUUUCACCUUUUGGUCAAUCUUUGAUUUCGAGAAACUGGCAGAGGAGCUGGUCCAGAUGUUUGUGUCAGAAACAAAUCUAAAGCGGUUGCUAGUGAUGGAACUAUGCUCCAUUGGUUCCGAGAAUUUUUCACAAGUUGACAGGCUAAAAUGGAGUGAUCAUUUCUAUGUUGGAGAGUUUGAUGAUCUACGCAUAUGUGACUCAAACUCAAACGAGGUUCUUAAGCAACUCGAGCCCAAGGUAGAGAGCUGCAAUUCUCAGUCUACCACCAUGCAAUCAAAUAGUCAACUUGAGAGGAACGUUCUCCAGGUUUACUUAACAACCUGGCUCACAGAGGUCAAUGUCGAUAGAUUCAGGAUAGGUGAAUUACUUGCUAUGGUAGGUGAGGAGAUGCAUGUUACCAUAUCAUGAAGCCACAACUACACAUAGGUAAACAAUGGUGAACAAACGCUUGAAAUUCUCUAUUGUUGCAUAUUUCCAAGAUUGAAACCCGAAGAAGGCAUUGGACUGUGACAUUGUCUGGGCUCAACCAUAUGCCUAAAGAGGCAUUGAGUUGAUCAUCAAGCUUCUAAGAUGUUUAUCUUCAAACUUCAAAACAAUGCUGAUGAAUCUAUUGACCUGAACAGGGCGGAAUGGAUACAAAGGAUUCACAUGAUGACCCCAACUAAAUUGAGGUUGAGGUGUAUAAAAACUAACUUAAAUUGGGUUUUAGAUGGUGAAGUCUUCCAGGAGGAGCUAUCCAACUUACAAACAAGAGUACUGCUGCUUUCCAGGCAUAACCGCAAUAUGGUUACUAAAUACUGUCUUUGUUUGUCAAAGCAACCAGCGGAUGAAGUGGCACAUCAGUACAUUUAGUAAUAUGAAAGUGAAGAGGCUGGCCCUAGCAAGAACAGCUGACUGGCUGUUCUAUUAACUUUGUUUCUCUUUCUUUUGGAAUGGGAGUAGAGAUGCUAUAUACAUAAAUCUGUUUUCCAUAAUUUUACCAUUUGCAUCAGAAUUUAUAUUAACAUCAGAAGAAGAUCUGGACAGAUGGUCUUAAUUUCACAAAGCGUUUUGCUUUAUAAGUGUUAAUACUCUUUUGAAGAUGGAUCUCAUGAAA
Solanum lycopersicum (tomato) is the source of this 1882-nucleotide messenger RNA. RefSeq lists its product as uncharacterized. The record is from RefSeq and is a predicted model, not a curated record. Lineage: Eukaryota; Viridiplantae; Streptophyta; Magnoliopsida; Solanales; Solanaceae.